AUGUAUACUUUAUGUCGGUUGUGUAAAGCGUUUCUGUCUUUGAACCUAGGACCGGUACAACAGAGUCGAAGAGACCGAUCGGAUAAAAGCGCGAACGAUGACUGUGUAAAACUUUGCAAGUUGCAACUGAAGAAUUCUUUGCAAUGGUUGGCUGUUACCGUCGAAAAAACACCGCCAAAGAACAGUGCGACACAAGAACUAGGCCUUGAAUCGGCAGUCGGCGUUUUCAAAGAAUUCUGCAGCAGCUUCCAGGAAAUGAGCAAAUGCUUCAGCAAAUGCCAGCAACUGCCUAAAGAUACAAUGGAAAUUCUGGACGUCUUCUAUUACAUGUGCGUCGACAAAUAUGAAGACUUCCUAAAAAUAUUUCCAUGUGUCGAAAAGUAUGACGUCGAAAUAUCGAAACAGUGCAAACUGACCGAGAGCGUGGCCGAACACAGCAUAUUACCGGCCUCAAGGUCACUUCCGUCACCCGUUACGGAGGACACGUUAGCUAUGUCUUGUAGGUAAGU
Soboliphyme baturini is the source of this 509-nucleotide messenger RNA. NCBI's taxonomy places the organism in Eukaryota, Metazoa, Nematoda, Enoplea, Dioctophymatida, Soboliphymatidae. The record is from the annotation of a GenBank genome assembly.